Messenger RNA from Ipomoea triloba (trilobed morning glory), 2353 nucleotides. RefSeq names its product pentatricopeptide repeat-containing protein At1g31790. Gene Ontology annotation, molecular function: RNA binding; protein binding. The record is from RefSeq and is a predicted model, not a curated record. Gene Ontology annotation, biological process: RNA modification. Gene Ontology annotation, cellular component: intracellular membrane-bounded organelle. The transcript has a single exon. Lineage: Eukaryota; Viridiplantae; Streptophyta; Magnoliopsida; Solanales; Convolvulaceae. The coding region runs from base 83 to 1357 and encodes 424 amino acids.
AAAAAAAUGUAUACGAAUUUAAGUUGCUUAUGUGAACUGUGAUUCUGUGGAGUUGAAAGUGGCGUAGAAUCUGAAAUCUCCCAUGGAGAUCACAUCAGCUUUCCCGAAACCUCCAUUACAUGCAUAUAUCAACACCUUUGCUUCAAGAACAUGCAUCGGCUCGAUUAAAUGCCUUCUUCAACAACAUACAUCAACUGGACAAAACUCCGCUCGCCUCUCUAACCCGCCCAGUCGAAUUCAAUUACCUCUGCAAAGACCCAAUCGGCACCCACCCAAGAAAACUGAAAUCACAUCCCCCUCAAGCUCCGACAUUUUGCGCUUGAUGGAUAGCCUGGGCGUUCCCCUGACGGCGGACGUGUAUGUUUCUCUCAUCAAAGAAUGCACUGCCGCUCGUGAAGCUUCCAGAGCCGUCGAGCUCUAUGCUCAUAUCGCCAGAAGCGGGGCGAGCCUUAGUUUGGGCGUAGUUAACCGGGUGUUGCUGAUGCUCGUGUCGUGUGGAUGUUUGGACGAUGCGCGCCAGGUGUUCGAUAAAAUGCGGGUUAGGAAUUCUAGGUCUUGGGCCGCGAUGAUUGCGGGUUGUGUUGAGAGCGGCGAGUUUGAACAAUCACUGGAUUUGUUUGUGGAAAUGAAGCGAGAAGACAGCGAUGGAGGUGAGUGGGAUGAUAUCGUGGCUAAUGGGAUGGUGAUUUGCGCUCUGAAGGCUUGUGUAGGAACGAUGAACUUGGAACUUGGGAAGCAGAUACACGGGUGGUCAUUGAAGUUAGGACAUGGCGAAAACGUGGCUUUGAAUAGUUUUCUGAUCAAGUUUUACGGGGAAUUUGGUUGUUUUGAUGAUGCAGAUAAUGUGUUCUACCAAAUGCCAAGCCGAAAUACAGUUGUUUGGACAGCAAAGCUUGUUAAUUCUUCUAACGAGGGGAAGUAUGAGGAGGCUAUAGAUUUGUUCAAGGAGAUGGGGAGAGUGGGAGUGAAGAAGAACAGCUUUACUUUUUCGAGUGUUCUCAAAGCUUCUGGGAAAAUGAGGGACGGGGGAGGCUGUGGUCGUCAGCUUCACGCGAAUGGCAUCAAGCUGGGACUUGAUACUGAUGAUCAUGUGCUGUGUAGCUUGAUUGACAUGUAUGGAAAAUAUGGGUUGGUAAGGGAUGGGAGGACAGUGUUUGACAUGGUUAGUGAUAAAAGAAAUGUUGCCUUGUGGAAUGCAAUGCUUAAUGGUUGCAUAAAACAUGGUUUUUCCGCUGAAGGUAUUAAGAUCAUUAAAGAGAUGAAGAGAGCUGGGUUACGACCUCAUGAAUCUUUUGUAAAUGAAGUGUUGUUGCUUUGUGGGAGCAGUAAACGCCUGGCUGAUGAGAUUGGUAUGUAAGAUUUGGAACUUCUGGUUAGGAGUAUACUUUGCGUUACUAUAUAAAGUUUUGGAUUACAAUUGCAAUGUCCUGAAAAGGUUUGGAACAAAGGAAUGCAAGUAUGGAUAUGUUGGAGGAAAGGUCUCUCUUUAAGCAUAACUCAAGCAAAAAAUUACAAGUCAAUUUACAUGUAAUGUUGCAGAAGAUAAUGGACAGAUUAAACUCAUUUGGGUGUCAGCCGCAGGAUCAAAUUCCCAAAAUUGUCCUAAUUUGAUCAGGUGGAUGUCUAGCCAGAGACUUGGGAUCAGGGUAGUGAUUCUUGGGAUCCAUGAUGGCUUUAUAAAUAAGUUCGUAUGCUUCGGCCAGCGACCUAGCCACCUGUGCACAAGCUUCUGAUCGCAGUCUUGGUACUUGCAUUGGCUCGAAUUCUGGCAGUGUACUCUCGCUUCCCAAAAUGAGCCCAAAGAAUGCUUUCAGACUAUCUGCAACAGUUGGAGGAGCCAUGUCUUCGAUCUCUGCUAGUGGUGGCCCCUCAACUACGUCGCCAGACUCGUCGAUUUCAAAUGACUUGCGGAAAUGAGGCAUCUUAUUUGACAAACCACAUCUUCGAAGGAUGGUAUCAACUUCUUUUUCAACAAGACCACGCAUGUGAUCAUUUAUCAUCAGACCAAGUUUGUUGACAUACUCAGAUGCAACUUCAUGUCCGAACAAUGGUUGUUGGAUGGCACACAAGCAGUUGAUGAGGAAAAUUUUGGCUGGUGUUUCACUCUGCACAAACAGAAUGAUAGAUCCUUACUAUUAUGAGGCAAAGUACACAGACUUGCACACACACAAGUGACACAACAGCUGAAAAAUGUGUGAUAACCAAUGAAAAUCAUAUUUAUCACUUAUCAGAUUAGCAUUCAUAGCAGCUGAAUGUUAAAUUAUAAGUGUUUUCAUCCAGUUUCACGGAUUACAAUGUUGUUACUGAUCAGUAUCCUAGCCAUUUUGGUAGAGAGUAUUAUUUAACCUUGAAA